This is a messenger RNA of Arxiozyma heterogenica, 1581 nucleotides long. RefSeq names its product chaperonin-containing T-complex subunit CCT3 (gene CCT3). Gene Ontology annotation, biological process: protein folding. Gene Ontology annotation, cellular component: chaperonin-containing T-complex. The transcript has a single exon. The coding region runs from base 1 to 1581 and encodes 526 amino acids. Gene Ontology annotation, molecular function: ATP binding; ATP-dependent protein folding chaperone; ATP hydrolysis activity. Lineage: Eukaryota; Fungi; Ascomycota; Saccharomycetes; Saccharomycetales; Saccharomycetaceae. The record is from RefSeq and is a predicted model, not a curated record.
AUGCAAGCCCCAGUCGUUGUGAUGAACACCUCUGCUCAAGAGAGGACUUCUGGCCGUCAAGCCCAGGUGUCCAAUAUUACUGCUGCUAAGGCUGUUUCCGAUAUCAUUAGAACUUGUCUUGGUCCCAAGGCAAUGUUGAAAAUGUUAUUGGACCCAAUGGGUGGUCUGGUGUUGACUAACGACGGUCAUGCUAUUCUAAGAGAAAUUGAUGUGGCUCACCCAGCUGCUAAGUCAAUGUUGGAACUAUCAAGGACACAGGAUGAAGAAGUAGGUGACGGUACCACCUCCGUCAUUAUCUUAGCUGGUGAGAUCUUGGCUCAAUGCGCACCAUAUUUGAUUGAAAAAAACAUUCACCCAGUCAUCAUUAUACAAGCUUUGAAACUGGCUCUGAAUGAUGCAUUAGAAAUUAUCAAUCAAGUCUCUAAACCUGUUGAUGUCGAUAACGACGCCGCUAUGCUACAAUUGAUCCAAGCCUCUAUAGGCACCAAAUACGUCAAAUUAUGGUCUGAAAAAAUGUGCCAGUUGGCUUUGACAGCAGUAAGAAUGGUUCAUGAUGAUCGUGGAGACAUAGAUAUCAAAAGAUAUGUUAGAAUUGAAAAGAUUCCAGGCGGUGAGGUUAUGGAUUCUCAUGUCCUAAACGGGGUUAUGUUAAAUAAGGAUGUCGUACAUCCAAAGAUGUCUCGUUAUGUAGAAAAACCUCGUGUCAUUUUAUUGGAUUGUCCAUUGGAAUAUAAAAAGGGGGAGUCCCAGACUAAUAUCGAAAUCACAAAGGAGGAGGAUUGGAACAGAAUCCUACAGAUCGAAGAGGAACAAGUACAAAGCAUGUGUGAGCAAAUUUUGCAAUUUAACCCUGAUUUGGUGAUCACUGAAAAGGGAGUCUCAGAUUUGGCUCAACAUUUCCUCCUAAAAGGCGGUUGUAGUGUUUUAAGACGUGUUAAAAAGACUGACAAUAACAGAAUCUCUCGCGUAACUGGCGCCACUAUAAUAAAUCGUGUUGAAGAUUUAAAAGAUACUGAUGUUGGUACUAAAUGUGGUGUAUUUAAAGUUGAAUUGAUAGGGGAUGAAUACUACACUUUCUUAGAUGAAUGUGAGGAUCCAAAGGCUUGUACAAUCAUGUUGCGUGGUGGUUCAAAAGAUAUCUUAAAUGAAAUUGAACGUAAUUUACAAGAUGCAAUGGCCGUGACUCGUAAUGUCAUGCUUUCUCCAUCUUUAUCACCUGGUGGUGGUGCUACUGAGAUGGCUGUCUCUGUUAAAUUAGCCGAAAGAUCAAAACAAUUAGAAGGUAUUCAACAAUGGCCAUAUCAAGCUGUUGCUGACGCAAUGGAAUCUAUACCAAGAACUUUGAUCCAAAAUGCUGGUGGAGAUCCAAUUAGAAUUCUUUCCCAACUAAGAGCUAAGCACUCACAAGGCUAUCAUACCAUGGGUAUUGAUGGUGAUCAAGGUAAAAUUACUGAUAUGGUUGAAUAUGGUAUUUGGGAACCAGAAGUUAUCAAACAACAAUCUAUUAAAACUGCUAUUGAAAGUGCAUGUCUUCUUUUAAGAGUAGAUGAUAUUGUAAGUGGUGUUAGAAAACAAGAUUAA